This is a messenger RNA of Argiope bruennichi, 2488 nucleotides long. It is a transcript of the gene Orc4, whose product is annotated as origin recognition complex subunit 4-like. Bases 209 to 1474 code for a protein of 421 amino acids. The record is from RefSeq and is a predicted model, not a curated record. Gene Ontology annotation, biological process: DNA replication initiation; DNA replication. Gene Ontology annotation, molecular function: DNA replication origin binding; ATP hydrolysis activity. NCBI's taxonomy places the organism in Eukaryota, Metazoa, Arthropoda, Arachnida, Araneae, Araneidae. Gene Ontology annotation, cellular component: nuclear origin of replication recognition complex; nucleus. The transcript has 2 exons.
CCGCCUAGUUUGUUUGAUUUUCUGAAGCGUGUAUGCAUGUUAUGAAAACUGUUAGUAACAUUUAAAAAAUAUUAAGAACAUUUUUUGUGAAUAAAUAAAUAUACGUAUUUGAUUGUAUAACGUCUGGGUUUCCGUUUUAAAUAGGAUUGAAGUAUUGAUCCCAUAUUGAGAAAAACCAAAGCAUCAUAAAUAAUUCAAUACAGAAAACAUGUCUUUUGAAUUGUGGACAGAGCUACUUGUUACUUUGCGAAACCAACUAAAACCCUAUGGAUUCUCUGGACAUUUAUUAGAAGUUUUAGAGCCUAAAAAAAGGCACUUGGAAAAUAUUUUAAAGCGGACUGCUUUAAUGAGUGAAAGUACUUCUGUGCUUAUCUUGGGUGGUGUUGGUAGUGGUAAAUCAGCACUAUUAGAGAGUGCUUUAGAAACUGUAUUUCAGAACCCCCAAGUUAAAGAAAAUAUGCUGCAUAUUGCAUUAGAUGGCUUAGUUCAUACAACUGAUGAUUUGGCACUUGAAGACAUUUCUAGGCAGUUAAAGUCGCAAGAACUUGAAAAUAUAUCUGCAGAAAGCUUUUCAGAAAAACUGAGGUUCCUGCUGUCAACUUUGAAGAGCGGUACUAAAGAAAGUAAAUCGGUGCUUUUCGUCUUGGAUAAUUUUGAACUUUUCUGUUCUCAUAAAAACCAAAAUCUUCUGUACAAUCUUUUUGAUAUUGCUCAGUUACAGCAAACUCCAGUUUGCAUUAUAGGUAUGUGUACUCGUCCCGACUUGCUUCAGGUAUUGGAAAAUAGAGUGAAUUCCAGAUUUUCACACCAAAAAAUUCUUCUUUAUGAUGACAUAACUCUUGAUGAAUACAUAAAUUGUGCUCAAGAUUUUUUGUGUUUGGAUAAUUUUAAAGACGCCAGGCUCCAAAAGCGUUGGAAUGCAGAUAUAAAGAGCUUGUUAAAAGAAACUGCUGUGAAAAAUGUUUUGAAAAACUUGUUUAACUGCAGCCAAAAUCUGAGAGAUUUAAAGCUACUCUUGCAUCUAGUGACAAUGAAUAUAGAGGAAUCUCGCCUAAAACUUACAGUGAAAGAUUUUGAAGAUGCAUACGAACAUUAUUCUUCAUCAGACAGCAAAGCAGCUGUGAUGCAAGGUUUAUCUAUUCUUGAAGUAGCCUUAAUCAUUGCAAUGAUGCAUUUAACUGAAAUAUAUGAUAAUGAACCUUUCAACUUUGAGAUUGUAUUCAAUGAACUGGGAAGGUUUCUCCGUAAUAAAAUGAGAUGUAAUGUUGAAAAACCUGUGGUUAUGAAAGCUUUUGAGCAUCUUUUGGAUUUAGAACUUAUUAAAAGUAGUAGUGAUUCUGUUUCUAAUGUAAUGAAGAGGUACAUGCUGGUUAGGCUUUCUGUAACUCCAGAUGAAGUGAGAGAAGCUGUUGAAAAUAAUCAAAUUUUACCAGUGAUGCUUAAACAGUGGGCAAAAUCUUCUAUUGAUGGUUAAGGCUCUGUUUUAAAUACAUUAUUAUAUUCUGAUGUAUUGUUUUGAUAAUUCAAGUGUAAAUUUGAAAUAAUAUAAAUUUUUAUCCAGAAAUAUACUUAAAAAUUUAUUUUCUUAUUUCAAACGGAUCUGAUUAAGUAAUGCUUUAAUUUGAUUAGAAAUGAUCUCUGAAAUUAGUGAUUAGUUUAUACAGAAAUUUUUUAAAUUUUUAGAUGCAGUUUCUUCUGUUUGGAUGAAUCUGCAUUUUAUUUACAAGGAGCUAUAAUGUAAAGCAACUUAGAAGAUGUAAGCAGGAUUUAUAGUUCUCAUUGAUUGCAUUACAUAUUCAUAAUAGAAAAGUUCCGAGUUGAUUUUCUACAGAAAUACCGAAUAUAUGAAAAUAUUUUGUAUAUUUAAAAAAAUAUCUCCCUAAAAUUUGUAAAAAUAAUAUUAAAAUUCGAUGAAAGCUAUUUAUUUAAACUUUCUUUAAUCAUUUAUUAAGACUUUGGCUUCUUAUUUUUUCCAAAUCUUGGCAGAAAGCAAAAUGAGUGGAAAAGAUUUCAGACAAGAUUUACAUAGUCUACUGUGAAAUUUUAUAUCUAUUAUGCAAAAUAAAUUAUCCAUUAAGAUAAAUAAAUAUAUUAAUAAUAAUCAUCAUUGAAUAUCUAACAUUUAUAAACAUUGUAAGAGAAAAUUACUUUAUCUAGAAAAUUUAGUUUAUAUCUGUUUCAAGUAAUAUUGGUAUAUUAUGUAACUCAGUUUAGAAAUAUUAUGUCAUGUGAUUAUCUGGAAUGACAGAUGGAUCUCCAUAUAGCUUUUUAUAAAAAUAAUUACUGAGAUGUUAUAAAUGAAGUGCUUAUGACAAAAUUUAUUGUUGUCACAAUUAUCAGUACAAUUAAUAGCUAAAUUUCACUUAUUCUUUCCUGUAUAAAAUAAAAUGGCCAUAUUAUGCCAAUCAAUUGAGAUUCCUUCUAAACAACUUCUACUAGUAAAGUAAUUCUAUCUACUAGUUAAAGUAAUCAUAUUUCACGUUUUGUU